CCGUAGUAGGCGUCCUCAACAUGGCGGCUCCCCAGGAUGUCCACGUCCGAAUCUGUAACCAAGAGAUUGUCAAAUUCGAUCUGGAGGUGAAGGCGCUUAUCCAGGAUAUUCGUGAUUGUUCAGGACCAUUAAGUGCACUUACUGACCUGAACACUAAAGUGAAAGAGAAGUUUCAGCAGUUACGGCACAGAAUACAGGAUCUUGAACAGUCAGCUAAAGAGCAAGACAAAGAGUCGGAAAAGCAAGCUCUGCUUCAGGAGGUGGAAAAUCACAAGAAGCAGAUGUUGAGUAAUCAAGCUUCAUGGAGGAAAGCAAAUCUUACUUGCAAAAUUGCCAUCGACAAUCUAGAGAAAGCAGAACUGCUCCGAGGAGGGGAUCUCUUAAGGCAAAGAAAAACCACCAAAGAGAGCCUGGCCCAGACCUCCAGCUCCAUCACCGAAAACCUCAUGGGGAUCAGCAGGAUGAUGUCCCAGCAGGUCCAGCAGAGCGAGGAAGCGAUGCAGACUCUAGUGAAUUCUUCUCGAACUAUCCUGGAUGCAAAUGAAGAGUUUAAAUCCAUGUCGGGGACCAUCCAGCUUGGACGGAAGCUCAUCACAAAAUAUAAUCGUCGGGAGCUGACAGACAAACUCUUGAUUUUCCUUGCUCUUGCCCUCUUUCUUGCUACUGUCCUCUACAUCGUGAAGAAGCGGCUCUUCCCAUUCUUGUAA
Elephantulus edwardii (Cape elephant shrew) is the source of this 707-nucleotide messenger RNA. RefSeq names its product BCL2/adenovirus E1B 19kDa interacting protein 1 (gene BNIP1). Gene Ontology annotation, biological process: retrograde vesicle-mediated transport, Golgi to endoplasmic reticulum. Gene Ontology annotation, molecular function: SNAP receptor activity. Gene Ontology annotation, cellular component: endoplasmic reticulum; SNARE complex. The transcript has 6 exons. NCBI's taxonomy places the organism in Eukaryota, Metazoa, Chordata, Mammalia, Macroscelidea, Macroscelididae. The record is from RefSeq and is a predicted model, not a curated record. Bases 21 to 707 code for a protein of 228 amino acids.